Molecule: messenger RNA, 1678 nt
Organism: Acipenser ruthenus (sterlet)
Lineage: Eukaryota; Metazoa; Chordata; Actinopteri; Acipenseriformes; Acipenseridae
Gene: tmco1
Product: transmembrane and coiled-coil domains 1
Exons: 7
Coding region: 223-789 (188 amino acids)
Biological process (GO): endoplasmic reticulum calcium ion homeostasis
Cellular component (GO): endoplasmic reticulum; cytoplasm; endoplasmic reticulum membrane
Molecular function (GO): calcium channel activity
Source: RefSeq, a predicted model, not a curated record
AGUUUGCAUAUUGAAAGGAGCUGGAAGCCUGAUAGUAUCCCACAAUGCCAUUGUUUAUCACGGAGGAAGAGCCGCUCUGAGUUAUUUCUGGACUCUGUGGUGGUUGUCAGUGCUGACGAAUCAAUUUCAGGUCCUGAGUCCUACCUCGGUGGAGAGUCUGGCUGGUGUCAAACGCACAUCUUUUCAAAAUAUUGCACAAGAAAAAUCACGUAAAAGAGCAAGAUGACGACUAUGUUUGCAGAUACGAUCCUGAUCGUGUUCAUCUCGGUUUGCACAGCUUUAUUAGCCGAAGGUAUAACGUGGGUGCUCGUCUACAGAACUGACAAGUACAAAAGGCUGAAGGCUGAAGUUGAAAAGCAGAGUAAAAAAUUGGAGAAGAAGAAGGAGACCAUCACAGAAUCUGCAGGGAAACAACAGAAGAAGAAGAUUGAGAGACAAGAGGAGAAACUGAAGAAUAACAAUCGAGAUCUCUCUAUGGUUCGAAUGAAGUCCAUGUUUGCCAUUGGGUUCUGCUUUACUGCGCUGAUGGGAAUGUUCAAUUCCAUAUUUGACGGCCGGGUGGUCGCCAAGCUUCCCUUCGCCCCCCUGUCCUACAUCCAGGGACUGUCUCACCGAAACCUGCUGGGGGACGACUACACAGACUGCUCCUUCAUCUUCCUCUACAUCCUCUGCACCAUGUCCAUCAGACAGAACAUCCAGAAGAUGCUGGGUCUCGCUCCAUCCCGGGCCGCCACCAAGCAGGCAGGCGGCUUCUUGGGACCCCCUCCGCAGGCAGCCAAGUUCUCCUGAGCCGCCCCCCUCCCUCCGGUUCCAGGACCGGGCAGUCCCAGACCAGCGUGAGCGUGGCACCGCGGCCCUGAAGUAGUGCCACGGCUGAACGUACGAGAACAGAAAACAUUUCCAUCUGUGCCAGUGAUCACCUGCAGCAGGGUGUGGUGUUUUUUAUUAUUAUUAUUAUUUGUUUGUUUUAAAAUUACUUUGUAGUUGUUAAAGUUUUAGCAGCAAAGGUACAGACCCCAUGCUCUUUACCUGGUGCAGAAAACUGCUACAUUCUUUUGAUUUAGGGUUAGGAUGAUUUUAAAAUCUUAAACUCAGUAUUCAAAUUCUGAGAUGGCCCGUCUUUCUACACCUCUGCCAUUUCAGCAAUACAUUUUUAAAGGGGGUUGGGGAGAGAGGGUUAAUGAAUUUACCCAGGGUAAUACAUUACACACACACACCUCCACCCAGGGUAAUACAUCACACUCUCUCACUCACACACACCCCCCCCAGGGUAAUACAUCACACACUCUGUGUGUGUGUGUCUCGCUCUCUCUCUCACAUGAUUCUUUAAAAAUAAUUAAAUGCAGUACAUUUUAAAAUAUGUAAGUGAUGGUAGUAUUUAUUAAUGGGUCCCCCCAUUAGUUUUCACAGUGGGGAUCUUGCCUGUACCCAGUUUUGCAGAACUCCUCCACAAGAGAUGUUAAAGCCAUACAGUAUGUAACAGGGUUGGGGCUCAAGCUCCAUGUAUGCAGGUCUAACCUUUGAGCCACACUGAUGGGAAAAUGUACAGAUGUUGGACUCAGUUUUUAAAAAAAUCAAUCCAGUUUACCCUUCUACACAUAAUUUAUUACAGUAAGUUUUGCUGCACAUGGUACUGUAUAUGUUCAUGAACGGCUAAGUAAAAUAAGACCUGAAAGUC